Messenger RNA from Saprolegnia parasitica CBS 223.65, 171 nucleotides. RefSeq lists its product as hypothetical. The record is from RefSeq and is a predicted model, not a curated record. The transcript has a single exon. Lineage: Eukaryota; Oomycota; Saprolegniomycetes; Saprolegniales; Saprolegniaceae. The annotation marks the transcript as partial.
CGCUCCAAGCACGACGCGACAAACUCGACGGCGCUGAGCUCGGGGACCUUGACGCCGUCGACGACGAUGGGCUGCCAUGAGAGGCCCUUGGUCACGUAUGACACCAAGCAGGUCCGCGUCGCGCCGGUAGACGCCAUGGAACUCGAUCACAUCCGCCUCUCGGUCGUCUAA